CGCCAUUUAGUAUAGCUUCCUUGCAUCGGCGCUUCGGAAUAGUCGGUUUAUUAAAGGCCCGGCGGUAAAUUUCUCAACCACAUCGAUUCUGGAAUGUCUGCUUCCUCCGUCUCCUCUCUUGAGCUUCACCGAUGCAGUUAUCACCCUCACCUUAUCUUGGCUGUCCAUCCCUUCCGAUUCUACGCCGAGAAUUCUGCCGCCUCCUCGUCAUCCGUAGCUUCAGCUCGAUGUUCCCUUCUAGCGAUAUUGCGGACGACCUCUUCUCUUAUUCCCUUGUUCUCUUUUCUCUCUCCAAAGAUAUUCCUCGUCUAUACUCCAACUAGAAUAAACGGUGUUUCUGGUGGGCUUGGGGGGGUUUGGAUUUUAUGCUUGGGUCUUUCCGAUGCAGAUAAUAUGCUAUCCAAUAUGUAUGAUAUGAUCCCACGGGGCUCCGCGGGGGGAAUCAAGGUGUCGACGCUUGUCUAAAAAGAAGCUAAAAGUUCAAUAAUAGCCUCGUAGUAAUAUAUAUAAUUCAUA
This is a messenger RNA of Tuber melanosporum (Perigord truffle), 516 nucleotides long. RefSeq lists its product as uncharacterized. Bases 94 to 465 code for a protein of 123 amino acids. The transcript has a single exon. The record is from RefSeq and is a predicted model, not a curated record. NCBI's taxonomy places the organism in Eukaryota, Fungi, Ascomycota, Pezizomycetes, Pezizales, Tuberaceae.